AUGGACGAUGCAUGCUUUUACCUUCGAGUGAGUGUCAGGUCAUUAUGUUGCAUGCACGGACUGAUCUCUAUGCUCUGGGGGCAAGAAUUAACAUGGAAUGGCAGUGUUUUGUUGUGUGAAAGCUCCCAGCAGAUGCGGAUGUUCCAGUUAAUUUUUGUAAUGUUGGAUGAGCUGAAGACUUCACUCAGCAUUUUGAUAGAUCUGAGUAGAAGGGAAGAACCCAUGCGAUGA
Molecule: messenger RNA, 231 nt
Organism: Thelazia callipaeda (thelaziosis nematode)
Lineage: Eukaryota; Metazoa; Nematoda; Chromadorea; Rhabditida; Thelaziidae
Source: the annotation of a GenBank genome assembly